Pseudozyma flocculosa PF-1 is the source of this 450-nucleotide messenger RNA. RefSeq lists its product as uncharacterized. Bases 1 to 450 code for a protein of 149 amino acids. The record is from RefSeq and is a predicted model, not a curated record. Lineage: Eukaryota; Fungi; Basidiomycota; Ustilaginomycetes; Ustilaginales; Ustilaginaceae. The transcript has a single exon.
AUGGCAUCGGACCCGGCCCCUCGGCCACGCGCUGUCGCUAGCAUGGCCCCGCUGGUCCGCCGCGACGAGGACGAGGCGUCGAGCCUGCUGCCCCUCUUCAUCGUGCUCGCCAUCUUUGUCGCCCUCGCCAUCGCCUGGUUCGCACUCUCGUCGUGCAUGGGCGACAACCUGCGCCGCUCCAUCUCGCAACACAUCUCGCGCCUCUGGGACCGCAUCCGCGGCCGCUCCACCGGCCGUCGACGCGGUCGAUACGGCCACAUGCUCGGCGACGACGACGACGAUCCCGAGGCCACCGCCUUCGACGUCACCUUUGACGAUCCAGAGGAAGACCUCUACCGUCACCACAGCACCAACUCGCCCUCGCACCCUGUCGGCUAUGACAACGACGACGACGACGACGCCAGCAGGCGCUACGAGGCCCGCCAGUCGCAGCAGCCCUACGGCUACUAG